AUUUACAGUAUAAUCCUCAAUUCCUCACCCUUCGUCUUCCUCUCUUCUCUUCUCUUCUCUUCUCCUCUCCAUUCCUUCUCUGCAUUCUUCUUCCCUGGCUUCAUCGUACUUUUCUUCGAUCCCCAUCGCCUCUUUCUUCUCAGAUUCCGUCCCGGAACAGCUUGAUCGUCGUCGUCAAAUUGGCGUCUUCUUCUUCCGCGGCUUCUUCGGAGACGCAAGCGCGGGCCAAUUUCGCACAAGCACGAACAAUUGCUUCGAUUGUCGAUUAUUUGUUGUUCUUAACAACUAGGAAUUACCGUGUUCAUCAUCUCCUUGGGCAGAUAUACACAGGAAACGGCUAAAGGGGAGUUCUCUGCGUCAUGAGGGAUCAUAGCCUUGGAUACACGCUAGAUGAAGCACUUACGUCGGUGGGGUUCGGGACAUUCCAGGGUCUUGCACUAGUUUUCGCGGGGAUCGGUUGGUUUUCGGAAGCUGUGGAAGUCAGUCUCCUCUCCUUCAUAGGACCAGCCCUGACGACGGAAUGGUCUCUGUCGCCUACUGCAGAGAGCCUUCUCUCGACUACUGUUUUUGGUGGAAUGCUUUUCGGAGCAUGUUUUUGGGGCUUCAUAUCCGACGCCUAUGGCAGAAGGACAGCAAUUCAACUUGUAAGCUUAGGAAUGUUUGGAUCUGGCCUUUUGAGUGCCUUUUCACCUGAUUAUAAAACAUUGGCGGCUCUUCGCUUUUUCAUGGGAUUUGGUGCUGCUGGUGGGCAUGUGUUUUUAUCUUGGUUUCUUGAGUUCUUGCCGAGUUCUAACAGAGGUACUUGGAUGCUUGUUAUGACAUGUUCCUGGAUCUUUGGAGAAAUGUUGGAGGCUUCACUUGCUUGGGUUAUAAUGCCAAGACUGGGUUGGAGAUGGUUGCUUGGUUUUUCAUCUAUCCCAUCUUUGACACUCUUUCUCAUUUCAAAUUUCACACCCGAGUCCCCCAGAUACCUAUUCACGGCCGGAAAGACAAAUGACGCAAUGAGAAUUUUAGAAAAAGUUGCUAGGAUCAACCGUAAGGAGCUUCCAAAUGGAUAUCUUAUUGCUGAUCAAAAUGUGCAGGUGGACGAAGAGAAAGUCCCUUCGGAGCAAACUACACUUCUCACUUCAAGCACCAGCAAGAUAAGAAGUUUAGAGAAAUCCCUUAAAUCUAUUUGUGAACUCUUUGCACCCGAUUUAUAUGUAACCACCCUCCUUUUGUGGGGUCUGAAUUUCGCCUACACAUUCGCAUACUAUGGGAUUCAAUUGAUGGUCUCUGCUUUGAGCAGCAGGCAAAACGAUUGCCAGUCAACUCCUUCCAUAUUCAACACAAUGGACACCGGUAUCUACAUCAACGGUUUCAUCACUUGCUCGGCAGAACUUCCUGGGCUGCUUCUUGCAGUGAUUCUUGUCGACAGAAUAGGCCGCAAGCCUUGCUUGGAAGUCCUUACAGUCCUAUCCCUCAUUUUCAUGGUACCAUUGCUGUGGCCACAAGGUGGACUAGUGACCACAUCUUUACUAAUCUGCAGUCGAAUGUUCCUUUCAGCAGCAUUCGAGACAUUAUGUGUCUAUUCAACAGAGGUGUAUCCAACCUCUGUGAGGGCUAGAGGCUUCGGAAUUUCUAGCGCAGUUGGGAGAAUCGGGGGAAUGUUGUGUCCUCUGGUUGCUGUAGGAUUGGUGAGGGGAUGCCAUCAAACACUGUCUGUAAUCCUCUUUGGGGUGGUUACAUUCUUGUCUGGAAUCUUUGUCAUGUUCUUCCCAUUGGAGAUGAGGAAGAGAGGACUCGCCGAUGUCGUCGCUAGCGAGCAAUGAAUCAAAGAUUCAGGCCCCCUCAGGUGCCCCUCUUUUAUAAUGGGCACAAUUUUCAUUCAAGAUUAUUGUGUAGCAUGAAAAAUAUGCCAAUUAUAUCUGUGUAGCAGUAUAUAUAUAUAUUUCUUGAAGUUAUUUUGAUGUUAUAUAUUAUGGAUGGUGCUGUGGAGCACAGUUUUCCGUUGCAGAGAUGGUAGUCUGUAGCUGAAACCUUGUUUAUUUGAUUGAACAAUGCUACAUUUAUUUUGUUUGUGAAGUUGCUACUACUACUAUAUAAGUGUUUGUUGAAAUCGAUUCGAUUUUUUUUUA
Molecule: messenger RNA, 2117 nt
Organism: Andrographis paniculata
Lineage: Eukaryota; Viridiplantae; Streptophyta; Magnoliopsida; Lamiales; Acanthaceae
Product: organic cation/carnitine transporter 7-like
Exons: 6
Coding region: 360-1811 (483 amino acids)
Biological process (GO): transmembrane transport
Cellular component (GO): membrane
Molecular function (GO): transmembrane transporter activity
Source: RefSeq, a predicted model, not a curated record